Molecule: messenger RNA, 1481 nt
Organism: Rattus rattus (black rat)
Lineage: Eukaryota; Metazoa; Chordata; Mammalia; Rodentia; Muridae
Gene: Oard1
Product: O-acyl-ADP-ribose deacylase 1
Exons: 7
Coding region: 565-1023 (152 amino acids)
Biological process (GO): peptidyl-glutamate ADP-deribosylation
Source: RefSeq, a predicted model, not a curated record
UUUUUUUAACUGUCCACCUAUAUCUAAGCGUCCACUGGGAUCCACCCCCUAGGGCCAAAUGCGCAAGCGCUCUUCCUCUCUAGUAGGGGUCGGUAUUUCGGUACGCAUGCCUGAGCGGCAGCGGGAACCUACGGAAUUUACCGCCGGAAAUUCUGAAGCCUUUACUACAGAGAGCGGGCACGGCUACCUAGCUAGAGAGGCUCACUUCCGCCCCGUUACGGGAUGGGGGCGGCCAUCUUAGAGUGAAGAAUGACCCCAGCACCCACUGUUCUACGGAUCCCAGGACUUCCCUCCUUAGAGUAGGAGGAGAGAAUGAGAAGUCAUUUCACACUUUCCUUCCUGCACCUCCAAGACAGUUGGUGAUCGUCCCCUGAGAAGCUGUUCCUCCACCUGAGUUCGAUUCACUCUGAUUGCCGCUCAAUGCGCCUGUGGUCAAGUCUUUCCCAUUCUAAGCCAUAUUCUCUGGGAAAAUACUGGACUGUCCUAAACCUACCCUGCUAGGAGAAGGCUUGAAAGUAAGGAGCAGAAGAAACUCUUAAAUUCUGGAAAUAGCGACUCAGUAUCAUGGCCAGCCGCAUUAAUGAAGAUCCAGAAGGAAGUCGAAUCACUUAUGUGAAAGGAGAUCUUUUCGCAUGCCCCAAAACAGACUCUCUAGCCCAUUGUAUCAGUGAGGAUUGUCGAAUGGGUGCUGGAAUAGCUGUUCUCUUCAAGAAGAGAUUUGGAGGGGUGCAGGAACUGUUAAGUCAACAAAAGAAGUCUGGAGAAGUGGCUGUUCUGAAGAGAGAUGGGCGAUAUAUAUAUUACUUGAUUACAAAGAAACGGGCUUCACACAAGCCAACGUAUGAGAAUCUACGGAAGAGUUUAGAGGCCAUGAAGUCCCAUUGUUUGAAGAAUGGCGUCACUGACCUCUCCAUGCCCAGGAUUGGAUGCGGUCUGGAUCGUCUGCAGUGGGAAAAUGUAUCUGCAAUUCUUGAAGAGGUGUUUGAGUCAACAGACAUCAAGAUUACCGUGUACACACUCUGAACAGAUGAAGAUCUUGGGUGAGCCCAAGGCCAUCUACGAAGCUGGAGCCCCAAGCAGCUGUACCACCUCAGAAUGGGCAGAGGACAGUGUGUGUGAGGGCGUCUCUGUCACAGGCCAGCUGUGGUUUUCUGUACUCCAAGAUGAUAGGGAGGGCACUGUACCCAGGCAGGAGGGUGAGGUUUGUCACUAGCCAGGAAAGCAGGUAGGGAAGCUUAGUUUUAGGGCCUGCUUUGCUUAGCCACUACUGCAUUUGUUUGUCUGGCCACUGGGUGGCAGCGUUGGUUCUAAUUCUCUUUCUUUUGAAGAGAAAUUGUGGGAAGGGUAAACUUUCAAGAUUCUUUGACAUCUUUGUGUUUGUGCAUUUGGUGUUAGUCAUCAGAAAUCAUUACAGGAGAGGGUUAUGGUCAUGAUGUCACAGUGUUUCAAGAGUGCAACAAUAAACUUUUCCCUUGGGUUCA